AUGGGUGGCUGCCGAGCCAGAGGCGAGUGCCUGUCGGCCUUCGGGCUGCUGCUGCUGCUGUGGGGGGCUGCGGCCACUGCCCUUCCGCUGGAGCGUGGUCCCACCAGCCAGGACAGUGGGGAAGCUGCGGAAGGGAAGAGGGCCGGCCUGCUGACUUUCCUUGCCUGGUGGCACGGGUGGACCUCCCAAGGCAGCUCCAGUGCCCUCAUCGGAGAGGACACCAGCGGGGUGUCUAGGCGGCAGGAAAGCCCACUUUUCCAGCAGCCCCCACGCCGGGAUAAAAAGCCCUGCAAGAACUUCUUCUGGAAAACCUUCUCCUCUUGCAAAUAA
This is a messenger RNA of Arvicola amphibius (Eurasian water vole), 330 nucleotides long. RefSeq names its product cortistatin-like. The transcript has 2 exons. The coding region runs from base 1 to 330 and encodes 109 amino acids. Gene Ontology annotation, biological process: regulation of cell migration. Gene Ontology annotation, cellular component: extracellular region. The record is from RefSeq and is a predicted model, not a curated record. Gene Ontology annotation, molecular function: neuropeptide hormone activity. Lineage: Eukaryota; Metazoa; Chordata; Mammalia; Rodentia; Cricetidae.